Molecule: messenger RNA, 2265 nt
Organism: Aureobasidium subglaciale EXF-2481
Lineage: Eukaryota; Fungi; Ascomycota; Dothideomycetes; Dothideales; Saccotheciaceae
Exons: 1
Coding region: 1-2265 (754 amino acids)
Cellular component (GO): mitochondrion
Molecular function (GO): methylcrotonoyl-CoA carboxylase activity; metal ion binding; ATP binding
Source: RefSeq, a predicted model, not a curated record
AUGGAUCUCACCACUGUCAGGGCACAGCUCAACCUCAACAACAAGCUCAAUAUUGGUCGUCUCUUGGUUGCCAACCGUGGAGAAAUCGCAUGUCGUGUCAUUUCCUCUUGUAAGAGACUCGAUAUAACCUCCAUCGCGAUCUACGUGGAAGAGGACAAGGGAGCCCUACAUAUUGAACAAGCAGACGAAGCCUACUCGAUAGGCUCGAUUACCGGAUCAAAGAUCAAUCCUCAUGUGAACAUCUCAUUGAUCAUUGACACCGCCGUCAGUGUCGGUGCUGAUGCAAUUCACCCUGGUUAUGGCUAUCUCAGCGAGAAUGCAGACUUUUCCAAACGAGUCAAGGAGGCCGGACUGAUCUUUGUUGGCCCAGAUGAACAUGCAAUAGCGCAGCUAGGCGACAAACGACAAGCCAAGGACUAUUUGACUAAACAUGCACCGGAGAUUCCCCUGAUACCUGGGUUCAGCGGCAAGGAGCAAGAUAGCGAAGCUCUCAGGAAGCAAGCCGACUCCAUUGGUUAUCCAGUGCUUAUCAAGGCGGCCGCUGGCGGAGGCGGAAAGGGAAUGCGUGUAGUACACCAUUCGGGGUCUUUCAAUGGGGAGUUGCAGCAAGCACAGUCAGAAGGACUGCGCUCUUUCGGAUCGUCUGACUGUCUACUGGAGAAAUACAUCGAGCGCGGUAAGCAUGUCGAGAUACAAAUGCUCGGAGAUUCCCACGGAAACGUAGUGACGCUCUUUGAUCGGGAGUGUUCAAUCCAGAGAAGACACCAGAAGAUAAUAGAGGAAGCCCCUUGCUCGUGGCUUUCUGAAGAGUUGCGUCAGUCAAUGUCGAAUGCUGCCAAAACUCUUGGACGACUUCUCCAAUACGAAAGUGCUGGUACCGUCGAGUACAUCGUUGAUGUCGAAAAACAACAGUUCUACUUCCUAGAGGUCAAUACUCGCAUCCAAGUUGAGCAUGCCAUCACCGAAGAAAUCACCGGCACAGACAUCGUCUCUCUCCAGAUCUAUGUGGCCGCAGGCGGCGACUUGACGCAGAUCACAGCAUUUGACAACCUUCGUAUCACUGGACACGCCAUCGAGUGCCGUCUAUGUGCAGAAGAUCCGCAUAACAACUUUUUACCAGGCUCUGGAACCAUAUUCAACUGGGGGUAUGAGUCACUCUCCGAGGACAACACUCGCAUCAGGAUUGAGACCGCUGUUCAAAGCGGGAGUCGAAUCAGCGUACAUUUUGAUCCUAUGAUUGCAAAGAUUGUUGUCUGGGCACCUUCGCGAGCAUUAGCUAAGGCCAAAAUGUUGAAAGUCAUGUCGAGUUUGCGCUGUGUUGGACUCAGGACAAAUCAGCUCUUCUUGCAGGCCUGUCUCGCACAUCCGGCAUUUGACGAUCUGGCGUACUCGACUGGCUUCAUAUCGGCCAAUCUUGGUGGACUGCUUCAAAAUCCUUAUGUCUCUGGCAUUGACAUGUCUAGGGCUGAUCUCGCUGUCAUUUCAUCACUGUGUGCAAAGAUGCAAGCUGAGUGUUCGCCGUCUUCUACUCACUUCAGGUCGAUUCCUAGUAGCUUCAGAAAUCAGAGAUUCGGCACUCAACCUGCAAUAAUCGAGGUCAUAACCGCGUUACAGGAAAAGGAAUCAACGGCUUUCACCUGGAUUCAGCCCGGUGCUGGCAAGACACGAUUUGGCGAUCAGCUGCAGUUCUCCACUCUUUGCAUCGAGAGCGACUCCAUGGCUUCGAUAUCCGGCCAAAAAUACCCGGCUCAGAGAAAGCUCCAGGAGAUUCUAUCUGCGAGUAAGACCGCAAUUUCUAGCAGUGUGAGCAUCGACAGCUUCCAGGUACUUGCGCCUGUGGUAAUCGAUGGAGAGUCAUGGGCCAACUACACAAUUACACUUCGGCUGUCGGGCAAGCGAAUCAGUGCCCAUGUAACGGCUACUGAGACUAGAGAACCUCGGAUAUUCUAUUGUCACUUUCCACAUCUUGGAACUUACAUUGGCUAUCAACGCUUUAAGCUUCUUGACUUUUGCGAGAGUCUCAAGACAGCUCUAGAUCCCAGUACAAAAGACAGCUCCAAGGUCUAUAAAAGCCAGAUGCCUUGCAAAAUCAUCCGCCUGACAAAGAAAGCCGGAGAUGUUGUUAAAAAGGGCGAGACAUUACUUGUUGUGGAGAGUAUGAAGAUGGAGAUGUCUAUCAAUGCUGGCGCAGAUGGAGUCUUCCAUCCCAACGUCGCUCAGGAUGAUUCUGUGGAUGCCGAUAUAGUUCUUUGUGAGAUCAAGUAA